AACGAGUGUAAUGAUGGAAGGUGAUUGACUAUUCCAAGGGUAGCGUGAAUAAACGACGGACCAGAGAGGUGUUGAUUUCUGAAAUCGGAGGUUUUUUUUUUUUUUUUUUCGUUUUCGUUUCAACAAUGGGUGGUGGAGCUCAUCAUGCUUUGAAGAGAAUCCCUCGCAUCAAGUUCCCCAACAGACACCAAAAACCAUCUGUUUCUGCUUCUGAGACUCAUGCUGUGUCUUCCAAAAACGAUGGAGGUUUAUCAUUCUUUUCAGGUUCGAAUGCUUCAACAACAUUAGGAGGAAAGGCCUCUCUUCAGCCAAAAAGAACUCCGGUCACCAACGAGGAGAUUGAGGCAGUUUUGUUGGGUGGCUGCUUCUAAUCUCUUGUUCUGAAAACAAAAACUGCAUGAACGUUUUUGUUGCUCUGAUUCAUCAAAGUCUAGAGACGACAGUUUCUUUUUGUUGUAUGAGUGUUAUGUUUAAAUUUUUUAUCGAUUCAAUGUGUCAAUAAUGCAAUGCAAUCCAAUCAGGAUUGAAAUUGAAAACUAUACUAUGUUAUUAUUUUUCUGACUAACCAAUUUACCUAAGACAGAAGGUGCUUUAGUUUA
This is a messenger RNA of Trifolium pratense (red clover), 599 nucleotides long. RefSeq lists its product as uncharacterized. The transcript is spliced from 3 exons. The record is from RefSeq and is a predicted model, not a curated record. Bases 126 to 371 code for a protein of 81 amino acids. NCBI's taxonomy places the organism in Eukaryota, Viridiplantae, Streptophyta, Magnoliopsida, Fabales, Fabaceae.